CAUGACAACUGAGAAAUUAUAAUUUCCUCUUUUCCCUUAAAAGUGUGUUGAACUUCUGCUUUUGUCAAAAACAAGAAGUGCACAACAUUCAGCAUUUGUAUGCUAAUUUGAACGGAGCUAUAAAUGGAGUUUAGCUUGUGAAAUACCUGUAAAUCACUGCCAGGAUUAACAGUCAGUUAACAACAUGGAAAAGGACAAUCCUUUAAAUGGGGGAGUUUCUAUUCUUCACAAACUGGAAGGGGGCAAGCAUUAUUAUGAAGUGGAAAAGAUGGUAAAAUACCAAAGUGCAAAGAGCAGUCGCUUCAUUUUAAGGAAAGGUGAUAAACUUACCCAGAUCAAUGGAGUAAAUCUGGAGGAUGUGACACCUGAAGCUUUUGCAGAACUACUCUGCAAACAAUUGCCUCUGUUGACUGUGCAUCAAUCAUGUCCGCCUGGCCCACAGAAUGUGGGUGGAGGACAUCCAUUCUUUAAAGAGAAGGGGUUCAUGACGGUCACCUUUGAGAUGGUGCCAGAGAAUGAAACUGAAGAGCAGGGAGGGCCUGGCAGUGUCGAGGACAGAGAGCAGCUGGCCGGGGGCAACAGCAGCAGUAGUACAGUUCACAACAAGACAGGUGAUGGGAACGAGGACCUGCUGCUGGUCUCUAUGAGGGAAACCAACAUCUCUGUGGUAGUGGGGAGGUGCUGCGACAAGCACCCAGAAGUUUCCUGUAAAGACUGCAGAAAUGCCAAGUGCAGCCUGAGUGAUGUCCUGGUGGUAUCGAAUUCUACCAAUUUCACCCUUGUCUCCAGAGGCACCUAUAAUUUAUUUCAGGAGAAAGUACAGGACAAUAUUUUCAUUCAAAGUCUGUGGCAAGAUAAUUACGUUCAGCACCACUCCUCAUUUCCAAUGUGCAAACCAUUAUCAAGGACAAAAGCAGCGAAUAUGACCAUCUAUUACUACAAAGUUGACAAUGUUGAUGGAGAUUUUCGUGGAACACCAGUUGUCCUAAAUUUCACCAAUACUAACUGCUUUCUGAAAUGCAGUAAGAUCAGAGGCAAGGUGACUCUUAACAUUGAUAGCUGCAAUAAAGAGAACCUGCAGCAAAUUUCCUGUGGGAACAAAGACACCUGGCCCUUCGUGUUUUACAUGAAAGCAAGUAGAGACAAUUGUCGCCGUUUUGAGUCCGCCAACUUCCCUGGGUGGUUCAUAAAGGAAACAGCACUUGAAGUAAUGCGGGUGGAAUCCAGAAACACGGAGGACCAGUCAUUCUUCUUUUUAAUCAAGAAAUUCCAUGGGAGUUAAUCCACCUCUCCAAGUUUCCCCUCAGACAUCAGCUAGGAACUACUGUACACUUGUCUGCGUUCAUUAGUGACAGUGAAUGGUUGAGGGAACUAUGCGUUAUAAAACUGAAUUCUCUUAAAACUGUGUGCUCUGAUGUAUUCCAUAUUGCAUUAAAUUGUAUUAUUUUAAUCUAAGUAGCUUUCAAAAUAUCAGGUAUAAAGUUCAUACCAGGCCUACAAUAUUUCUUUAAAACUGAACAAAGCAACCAUGUUCUUGUAAUUUACGACUAUAUGCUGUUUAUUGAAUUCUUUAGAUGUUAUAAGUUAAGUAUGGCUUUCAUUCAUUUUAAAAUCAAUGUUUUUUUCUAUAACGCUUGUACUGUAUACCCAUUUGCCUGAACUACCUGUACAUACUGUACUUUGAUAUUAAAAACUUGUGUUAAA
Molecule: messenger RNA, 1704 nt
Organism: Lepisosteus oculatus (spotted gar)
Lineage: Eukaryota; Metazoa; Chordata; Actinopteri; Semionotiformes; Lepisosteidae
Biological process (GO): regulation of non-canonical NF-kappaB signal transduction; cellular response to lipopolysaccharide; inflammatory response
Molecular function (GO): cytokine activity
Source: RefSeq, a predicted model, not a curated record